AUCCGUAUAUACUAUCGAGAACACCACUAAAUGAACUUUUCUCACAGAAUCGAUAGAAACAUAAUCCUUUGACUCUGUGUGAGCUUUCAUCACUUCAUUCCGUUUAUGUCAUACCCCCCAACGCUUAUUACGCUCAAGGGUGUCAGCGUUCUUCAAAGGAUUUCUUUCUGGAUUGACUCAAGCAUAAACGCCCGGUUCCACUCCCAAGGGUAUUCAGUUAUUAAAAAAUGUUUAUGUUUCAAUCUGAAAAUGUUGCCAUAUAUUAUCACCUCAGGAUUCAUGUUCUACCUUGCUACCGUGCUCCCGAGGAUGAGGAGGUUUAACCGUUGCUACAUUCCGCGCGUAACCCACUGUAAUGCGGCCACAUUCCUCAGGAUCGAGUGGCUUUUCCAUAACAAACGCCUUCUCCCUUUCUACCCCAGGCCCGCCCUUUCAUUUUGUUAUGCACCUGUUUGUCUUUUGCCUCCAGCGUUGUGAUCGUGGGUUGUGAUUGCUUGCACUGCUAGGAGUACCCUAACCGUCUCGGGACUUCCUCACAGAGCUUUUUCAGACAGCAGGAAACCGCCUCUGGAG
Aspergillus alliaceus is the source of this 573-nucleotide messenger RNA. RefSeq lists its product as uncharacterized. NCBI's taxonomy places the organism in Eukaryota, Fungi, Ascomycota, Eurotiomycetes, Eurotiales, Aspergillaceae. The coding region runs from base 106 to 477 and encodes 123 amino acids. The transcript has a single exon. The record is from RefSeq and is a predicted model, not a curated record.